Molecule: messenger RNA, 1400 nt
Organism: Cryptotermes secundus
Lineage: Eukaryota; Metazoa; Arthropoda; Insecta; Blattodea; Kalotermitidae
Exons: 8
Coding region: 239-817 (192 amino acids)
Source: RefSeq, a predicted model, not a curated record
AUCACAGGCCGGAGCAAAAUACAAGAACCAACAAGGACAACUACAAGGAGCCUUCCCAGACACCUGUAAUGAUCAAAUCAAAGGUCUCGGAAAGACAAGACCACACGCAGGAGAAACAAACAACAAAGAAAAGGGAAUGGAACGGGGCGAAGCCUUCCAAGAUACCCGUAUUGAUCAGAGCAAAGGUCUCUGAAGGACAAGAUCACAGGCAGGAGAAGCAAGCAACGAUCAAAAGGGAAUGGAAGGGGGCGAAGCCUUCCAAGAUACCUGUAUUGGUCAGAUCAAAGGAAUUACCACAAAGGACAGCCGGGUGAGGUUUCAAGAGCCAUAUAGUACCACUAGCAUAUCUUUGAAACCUGGAUCCAGCAUGGUCUUGAGGCAGGGCCAGUUACCAAGGGGUCGCCCUAUUUUGCAGUAUCCAAUACAAAAUUACAAGAAUGUUCAGCCUAAAACCAACACGUACAAUACACGGAAAACGUGUGGCAAAAACAUCCAGAUCUCGGAAGUACAAUAUCACAGGCCGGAGCAAAAUACAAGAACCAACAAGGACAACUACAAGGAGCCUUCCCCGAUACCUGUAAUGGUCAAAUCAAAGGUCUCGGAAGGACAAGACUACACACAGGAGAAACAAACAACAAAGAAAUGGGAAUGGAAGGGGGCGAAGCCUUCCAAGAUACCUGUAUUGAUCAGAUCAAAGGUCUCGGAAGGACAAGACCACAGGCAGGAAAAGCAAGCAACGAUCAAAAGGGAAUGGAAGGGGGCGAAGCCUUCCAAGAUACCUGUAAUGAUCAAUUCAAAGAGGCCUGUGUGGCGCUAACCGCGAGGGAGAGGCUACUACUCUUCUCGAUGACCUACAUUCCUUGAUCACUGUACAUGAUGUACGAAGAGUAUCCUUGCUGCUGAGCAAGUACAGAAAGACAUAAGUACCGCAGUACAUGCUGGUGACAUGGGAAUAUUCUCAGUAAUAUAUGUCAGUGUUCAUCGUCAAAGAGGUUCUUUAGGUGUAAACUGAGCUGGAAACAGGGUAUGGCUGAGAACUAAGUCCAGGUAUCAGCUAAUGUCUUCAUACAUUUCAAGCAGUACAGUGAUACAAAGCACUCUUGACACACGUGUCCUUCUGAGUACAUGGUAGCGACCGUUGGUACAUCUGCAACUCUACUGGAGACUAUGACAGAGGUGGCUAACUUGUAUUCUGUGGAACGGCGUGUCACAGCUGCCAAUUAGAACAGCAUUGCCUUUGACUGCUUCAAGCCUACUCUUGCUCACUUCACCAGCAGUGAACAGUUGAUGGUAGUGUGAGAGUUACCACAAGAAUCCCUUUUCUUUGUUUACGUUGGCGAAAAUAUAGGUCAAUUGGUGAAGUAGCCGGUGAGAGACGCUCAAAGAGGAAGAGGAAGGUA